GAGUCGGAGCGCGCGGCUGCCCGCCGCCCCUGCAACCACCUCCCGCAGCGUCCUCGCCUGGCCUGGCCCCGGCCCGGCCCGACCCUCGGCCCGGCCCGGCCCGGCCUCCCCGUGGGGUCGCGCAGCCGCCCCGGGGACGAUGAACGGAGGAUAAAUGGUGCCCAAGGCAGACAGCGGUGCCUUCCUGCUGCUCUUUCUGCUGGUGCUCACGGUCACCGAGCCGCUGCGACCAGAGCUGCGGUGCAACCCAGGCCAGUUUGCCUGUCGCAGCGGCGCCAUCCAGUGCAUCCCCCUCCCCUGGCAGUGUGACGGCUUGGUGACCUGUGAGGAUGAGAGUGAUGAAGCCAACUGUCCAGAAGUGAUCGGGGAGGCACGUCCUUACCAUGGGAAGGAGGCUGUGGAUCCGAGGCCGGGGCAGGCUCGAGGCGGUGACCCCACGCACUUCCAUGCCAUGAACGUGGCGCAGCCUGUCCGCUUCAGCAGGAAGUGCCCAACAGGGUGGCACCACUAUGAGGGCACGGCCAGCUGCUACCGAGUCUACCUGAGCGGGGAGAACUACUGGGAUGCCGCGCAGACCUGCCAGCGCGUGAACGGGUCCCUCGCCACCUUCUCCACUGACCAGGAGCUGCGCUUCGUCCUGGCCCAGGAAUGGGACCAGCCCGAGCGGAGCUUUGCGUGGCAGGACCAGCACAAGUUGUGGGUCGGCUACCAGUACGUCAUCACUGGCCGGAACCGCUCCUUAGAAGGUCACUGGGAGGUGGCAUUCAAAGGCUCCUCAGAGGUGCUCCUGCCCCCGGACCCCAUCUUUGCAGCGGCCACAUCAGAGGGUGACGGCGUAUUCUGCGCACAGCUGCAGUGCUUCCACUUCCCCACGCUCCGCCACCACGACCUGCACAGCUGGCAUGCUGAGAGCUGCCACGACAAGUCCUCGUUUCUGUGUAAAAGAAGUCAGACGUGUGUCGACAUCAAGGACAACGUUGUGGAUGAAGGAUUCUACUUCACCCCCAAAGGGGACGACCCAUGCCUGAGCUGCACCUGUCACAGAGGGGAGCCCGAGAUGUGCGUAGCUGCCCUGUGCGAGCGGCCCCAGGGCUGCCAGCAGUACCGCAAGGACCCUAAGGAGUGCUGCAAGUUCAUGUGCCUGGACCCAGACGGCAGCAGCCUGCUGGACUCCAUGGCCAGUGGGAUGCGUCUGAUUGUGAGCUGCGUGUCCUCUUUCCUCAUCCUGUCGCUGCUGCUCUUCAUGGUCCAUCGGCUGCGCCAGAGGCGCCGGGAGCGCAUUGAGUCCCUGAUUGGAGCAAACCUGCACCACUUCAACCUCGGCCGAAGGAUCCCCGGCUUUGAUUAUGGCCCAGACGGGUUCGGCACGGGCCUCACACCGCUGCACCUCUCCGACGAUGGGGAAGGCGGUACUUUCCAUUUCCAUGACCCUCCCCCUCCCUACACCGCGUACAAGUACCCGGACAUCGACCAACCCGAUGACCCGCCGCCACCCUACGAGGCCUCCAUCAACCCGGACAGCAUGUUCUACGACCCUGCAGAUGAUGACGCCUUUGAGCCAGCAGAGGCCGCCCAACCGACCACAGGGGAUGGUGGUGGUGAGGGUGCAGUGACCCGGCGCCUGGAGCAGCCCCUGCCCACCCCCAGGGCCUCUCUGGCUGAACUGGAAGACUCAGCCGACAGCAGCAGUAUCCUCCUUGUGCCCCCUGACCCCGCCCAGAGUGGCAGUGCCCUGGCCACAGAGGCGCUUCCAGGGGGCGGCCGCCACAGCCGAAGUUCCCUCAAUACCGUGGUGUAGAGGACGGUGGGCCCGCGGCCCAAAUGGGCAGGGAGCACCUGUUUGCCGUCGAGAAAAACGCUGAUCCCCUUGGGAGACUUCAGGGGCCCCUGAGUGAGCCUGGACCCAGCUGCACAGCCGCACCCCUGACGGCGGGCACACACACAGACACCACACCAGCCCCCAGGGCGCCAGCACCUGCCCGAGGGUCCUUGGGGGCUUCAAACACACGCGUAGCUUUG
Messenger RNA from Kogia breviceps (pygmy sperm whale), 2019 nucleotides. It is a transcript of the gene DGCR2, whose product is annotated as DiGeorge syndrome critical region gene 2. The record is from RefSeq and is a predicted model, not a curated record. Lineage: Eukaryota; Metazoa; Chordata; Mammalia; Artiodactyla; Physeteridae. Gene Ontology annotation, cellular component: membrane. Gene Ontology annotation, molecular function: protein binding.